AUGCUCUCCCAAGCGGAUGCAGAAACUCAAGUGCGGUCUUGGGGCUUCUCACACGUCUUUACCUGGACAGAUAGCCCAAACGCGCACUACUCCCCCCACUCGCACGCGGGACUCACAACACAUCUAAUCCUGGAUGGGAAACUCACGAUCACGUACCCGAGAGACGAUCCGAACGGUAUCCGAGAGACAUUUGGGCCAGGGGAAAGGCUAGACGUGCCAGCGCGGAAGGUGCACGAAGUGUGGAUUGGGGAUACGGGAUGCACGUAUGUUAUAGGUGAAUGA
This is a messenger RNA of Punctularia strigosozonata HHB-11173 SS5, 282 nucleotides long. RefSeq lists its product as uncharacterized. The coding region runs from base 1 to 282 and encodes 93 amino acids. Lineage: Eukaryota; Fungi; Basidiomycota; Agaricomycetes; Corticiales; Punctulariaceae. The transcript has 2 exons. The record is from RefSeq and is a predicted model, not a curated record.